Molecule: messenger RNA, 868 nt
Organism: Pelagomonas calceolata
Lineage: Eukaryota; Pelagophyceae; Pelagomonadales; Pelagomonadaceae
Source: the annotation of a GenBank genome assembly
UUGAGUGCUGGCGAACUGUUGCGCGAGAAUCGAUGCUCGGCUUGUGCACGCUGUCGCUACGAUGUGCAGAACAACUUAUGCGAUGACGAAACAGCACCGCUGAGGUCUGCGCGUGAAGUCGAGCUAGCGGCCGUAAGGCACUAGCAUUUAGCCUCCAGGAGAGGAAAUGGGCGCUACAGCAUGUCGAAGAGCAGCCUGUGCACGGCUGCAACGCUUGUGCUGACCAUUUCGGCACGCCGACGCGCUCCAGCUCCAGCUGACAGCAUGCCUACUCAGCCAGCCACCGCGUCCUUGAGCGGCAGCGGUCAACAUUACGCCAUGGAGCUGGAGAUUCCGAUAGGCACGGAUGCGAAGGACAUAACUCUAAGCUGGGCGCUGCCGGCCGCCGCCUACGUGGACCGCGACGAGGUCGAGACGCGCGCGGGCUGGCCCGCCUGCGUCCGCGCCGCCCAGUUCACGGGUGCCAGCGACGUCGAGGCGCCGGAGUACGACGCCGCUGCGCACAGCGUGGGCCUCCGCUGGACGCUCGACGCGUGCGACGCGCUGUCAUUAAGCAUCCCGGUGCACCUACGGGCGCCGACGCCCGACGCCUCGCUUUUGUUGGGCGGGCGGCGCCGCAUUCCGUUGGAUGAUUUCGUGCUGCGGGUCGACGGCCGCGCGUACGGGCGGCCGGCGGACGCGGCGCCGCUCGCGGCGUUUGUGGUGCUGCCGCCGGGCGGGGCCGCGCCGGCCUGGGGCGUGGCGGUCGUGACGCUCGCCGUGCUGUUCCGGGAGGCGCUGCGCGUGGCGCGGUGCCUGACGAAGCGCAAGCGGAGCUGAGCUGACGACGCCUUGUUUCUUUUUUGUGUGUAAUACUUCCUUUUUUAUG